Messenger RNA from Erinaceus europaeus (western European hedgehog), 2586 nucleotides. RefSeq names its product leucine rich repeat transmembrane neuronal 4 (gene LRRTM4). The transcript is spliced from 3 exons. The coding region runs from base 689 to 2461 and encodes 590 amino acids. Gene Ontology annotation, molecular function: protein binding. NCBI's taxonomy places the organism in Eukaryota, Metazoa, Chordata, Mammalia, Eulipotyphla, Erinaceidae. The record is from RefSeq and is a predicted model, not a curated record.
AACUCAAGCAUUAGCACCAACAAGCUCUGAGCAUCAUCAGUCUCUGGAAAGCCUUCUGAAUUAGACAAGGGCUGCCUCUCAGCACAGCUACAAAACACUUUAAACCUGACCAGCUAAAUGGAUAAACCUAGCCUGCAUAGCUUUUAAACUGGGGUCUCAUACAACACAGGAGGCCUACUUGCUUCAAGAACUGAAAAAUCCAGAGGAUGAAUUGCUUUAUCUGGGAAUGGCAAAAGCCAGCACAAUAAGGAAUGCCAGGUAUUCCGAAGAUUUUCUUUCUUCCUUUUUUUUUUUUUUUUCCUCUCUCUUUUUACAGAGAAGUUGGUUACAGAGAUGGGCUGUAGCUCUUUUGCACAGAUUGCCAAUUACUGCUGAUGGGUCUCUGGUGAAUUACACAAUGGUCCUCAGAGCCUAGAGGCCCUCCCCCCUACCCCCCCCCAAUGGUUUCCUUUCUCUGCACCCCUCCAUACCACCCCAUGCUGAUUUUUUUCAUUUGUGUAUAUAUAAUUUUUUUUUCCCUGCCUGUUCUCUCCGGGGAAGUUUGUAUGGGGCUACUAGCUCACAUGCGGGAUCAGAAUGGUGUGAAUGACAGCCGCACUGUGUCAUGAAGGUGGUGGUGGUUUCAGCACCAAAGACCAAAUAAGAAGAAAGCUGAGAGAGGGGAAAAACGGUUUUUGGAUGACAAAGGAUGGGUUUCCAUUUAAUUACGCAGCUGAGAGGCAUGCGAGUGGUGCUAGUGCUACUUCCUACACUGCUGCUUGUUAUGCUCACAGGGGCUCAGAGAGCUUGCCCAAAGAACUGCAGAUGCGAUGGCAAAAUUGUGUACUGUGAGUCUCAUGCUUUCACAGAUAUCCCUGAGAACAUUUCUGGAGGGUCACAAGGCUUAUCAUUAAGGUUCAACAGCAUUCAGAAACUCAAAUCCAAUCAGUUUGCUGGUCUUAACCAGCUUAUAUGGCUUUAUCUUGACCAUAAUUACAUUAGCUCAGUGGAUGAAGAUGCAUUUCAAGGGAUCCGUAGACUGAAAGAAUUAAUUUUAAGUUCCAACAAAAUUACCUAUCUGCACAAUAAAACAUUUCACCCUGUCCCUAAUCUCCGCAACCUGGAUCUCUCCUACAAUAAACUUCAGACAUUACAAUCAGAACAAUUUAAAGGCCUUCGGAAACUCAUCAUUUUACACUUGAGGUCUAAUUCUUUAAAGACUGUGCCCAUAAGAGUUUUUCAAGACUGUCGAAAUCUUGACUUUCUGGAUUUGGGUUACAAUCGUCUCAGAAGCUUGUCACGAAAUGCUUUUGCUGGCCUCUUGAAGUUAAAGGAGCUCCACUUAGAGCACAAUCAGUUUUCCAAGAUCAACUUUGCUCAUUUUCCUCGUCUCUUCAACCUACGCUCUAUUUACUUGCAGUGGAACAGAAUUCGCUCUAUCAGCCAAGGUUUGACAUGGACUUGGAGUUCCUUACACAACUUGGAUUUAUCAGGGAAUGACAUCCAAGGGAUUGAGCCUGGCACCUUUAAGUGUCUGCCCAAUUUGCAAAAAUUGAAUUUGGAUUCCAACAAGCUUACCAAUAUCUCACAGGAAACCCUCAAUGCAUGGAUAUCAUUAAUAUCCAUCACCUUGUCAGGAAAUAUGUGGGAAUGCAGCCGGAGCAUUUGCCCUCUAUUUUACUGGCUCAAGAACUUCAAAGGAAAUAAGGAAAGCACCAUGAUAUGUGCAGGACCUAAACAUAUCCAGGGUGAAAAGGUUAGUGAGGCAGUGGAAACAUACAAUAUCUGCUCUGAAGUCCAGGUGGCCAACACAGAAAGAUCACAUCUGGUGCCCCAAACUCCCCAGAAGCCACUGAUCUUCCCUAAACCCACCUUCUCCAAACCUGAUCCUCCUCAGUCCACCUUUGAAACACCAAGUCCUUCCCCAGCAUUUCAUAUUCCUGGCACAGAGCAAGAAUAUGAGCACGUUUCUUUUCACAAAAUUAUUGCAGGAAGUGUGGCUCUCUUUCUCUCAGUGGCCAUGAUCCUCUUGGUAAUCUAUGUGUCUUGGAAACGCUAUCCAGCCAGCAUGAAACAGCUUCAACAACAUUCUCUUAUGAAGAGACGGCGGAAAAAGGCCAGGGAGUCUGAAAGACAAAUGAAUUCACCUUUGCAGGAGUAUUAUGUGGACUACAAGCCUACAAACUCUGAGACCAUGGAUAUAUCCGUUAAUGGAUCUGGGCCCUGCACAUAUACCAUCUCUGGCUCCAGGGAAUGUGAGAUUCCACACCACGUGAAGCCAUUGCCAUAUUACAGUUAUGACCAGCCUGUGAUGGGGUACUGCCAGGCUCACCAGCCACUCCACAUCAACAAGGGCUAUGAAGUGGUAUCUACAGAACAAGACGAAAGCCCCAGAAUGGAGCUCGGCCGUGACCACAGCUUCAUAGCCACCAUCGCCAGGUCGGCAGCGCCAGCUAUUUACCUGGAGAGAAUAACAAACUAAUGAGCAGAGCCAACUCCGCAUUGGGGGUGGGGUAGGGGGUAGGGUCUUUAUCUCAAAGAAGAAUUGGUAUCUAAAAGUGCUCAUUUAAGCCAGGUUAUCAUUCCUGUAAAACAUUUAUGGCCUAG